AAAAUAAGAGCACGCCUUUCCCAUUUAAACUUCCGUAUUCAGUAUUUAGAUUGAAGGUGGUAAUACUAGUGAACAAGUGAAAAAAAUAUGGAUGUCUUAGUUUAUUUUACUAUAGUGACAAUUGUUGCUAUUUUAGAUAAUGGUAAAACAGCGAAAGUGAAUAGUUGUGACUCGACCCCUGCGAGCAAUGGAAAGUGCAAUCUUACGGUAACAAACGGGCAACCUUGUUAUUUUGGAAACCCAAAACAAUUUGCAAGUAUUUCUUGUAAUUCAUCGUAUACAUUUGAUGCACAGACGACAUUCACUUGCACGGGAACUGGAAAUACCGGUAACUGGACACCAGCAGCAUCAGCAGUGUGUUCAUCGGGAUCGACACCAACUCCAACAAUGUCCUUCACUUCGAAUAGUAGCUUGUCUUCUGUCAUCAGUACAGUGUUCAAUGUUACAGGGACACCUUCUUUGGAAACAUAUACAACGAUGCCUAGAACCGGAAUAAAUACUCUCAGCACAGAUUUCCAAACUGAUCCAUCUGCUAUAACCCCGUUUACAUCUUCUCCAAGACUUGCAGCAACAAGUUCAACUAUAGUAGUUGCUUCAUCAAUAUUAGUUACAGUAACCCCUGGCCCUGCAGCAGCACAUAAAGUUAAAGAAUCAGGUACAAGUAUUAACAUUUUUAUUCAAUUCUAGCAUUAAAAUAAAUUGUCUUUAAAAGAAAAACUAGAACCAAGAGGGAUGCCAGUAGUUUUAAAUUAUUUCAGAACGUACUUAAAGUCUAAUGGAAUAUCUGUAAUACCAAUUAAAGAUGCUUUUAGCAAACGUAAAUUGUUAAGUAAUGUUGAAAUAUCAUGCUCAGGGAAUGCAAUCAAACGUUUAGGGUUUUUUUUUUU
Messenger RNA from Ruditapes philippinarum (Manila clam), 887 nucleotides. Its product is annotated as mucin-2-like. The transcript is spliced from 6 exons. NCBI's taxonomy places the organism in Eukaryota, Metazoa, Mollusca, Bivalvia, Venerida, Veneridae. The coding region runs from base 88 to 687 and encodes 199 amino acids. The record is from RefSeq and is a predicted model, not a curated record.